This is a messenger RNA of Phytomonas sp. Hart1, 801 nucleotides long. The record is from the annotation of a GenBank genome assembly. NCBI's taxonomy places the organism in Eukaryota, Euglenozoa, Kinetoplastea, Trypanosomatida, Trypanosomatidae.
AUGGCCGUGCGCGAUGUCGACCACGAGGACAUCGGCGCCGGCCUUGACCAGCGCCUCGGCGCGGUGGAUGUCGUCCGACUUGACGCCCACCGCCGCGCCGACGAGCAGGCGGCCCUGCGCGUCCAACGACGCGAGGGCGUUCGUCGUCAGCUUCACGAUGUCCGACGAGGUAAUCAGGUAGCGAAGACGGCGGCUGGGGUCCAGGACGGGGAUGUUGUGGGUGCGGGUCUCCCGCAUCAACUUCCGCGCCUCCUCCAGGGUGAUCGCUGCGUUUGUCGUGGUGAUCACGCGGUCAAUCGGGGUCAUGAGGCUUCGCACGCGGUCGUGGCGGUCCGCGAAAAGGAGGUCCGACCGGGUGAGGACGCCGAGCAGGCGCCGCUCCGCCGGGUCGUUGACGACCAUCAAACACCCCACCCCGCCCUUGCGGCCCUCCCAGUCCAUCGCCGCGAGGGCGUCGGCCUUGGUGGCGUCGGGGACGAUGCAGCGCGGGUCCUCGAUGCGGAAGGACUGCGCGCGCUUGACCUUCCGCAGCAUCGCGCACUGCUCGGCCACCCCGCAGAAGCGGUGGAGGAUCCCGAUGCCCCCUUCCCGCGCCAUCGCGACGGCCGUCUUGUCCUCGCAGAUCGUGUCCAUGUUGCUCGCAAGGAUGGGAAUGCGCAGGGUCAGGCGGCGGCUCAGCCGGGUCGCGGUGUCCACCCCGCGACGCGAGCGAACCCCGCUGUGCUGGGGAACCAAAAGCACAUCGUCGUAGGUCAGACCUUCCGGCAAGGACCGCGGCGUCGAGAGGCUCGCCAUUCCUAA